AUGCCCGGCAUCAAUGCGAUCCCCCAAUCUGCAACUUCGAAUGGAAGUUCAAACCUCUCUCCCUCUACUAUUCGCCGCUCUGAUCCCAUUCCUAUCUCCAAUACCCACCACUCUGCAAGGCAACCAGCUGCUUCUUUGACUGGAGGUCGUGUACCCCGAAACCAGCGUUCUUUCUCGCGUACUCCUCGCCAACACGCCACUGGAACCACCCCUACCACUCCUACCACUCCCGCCCAAUCCAUUGUAAGAACACGAGCCAUGAGCAUCGGAAGCAGAAAGGCUCCGCUGCCAAUCGAUUUUAUUAUUGUUGGUGCAGGUAUUGCCGGGCUUGCCACCGCAUUCGCACUUGCCCAGAGCGGCCACCGCGUGCGUAUCUUUGAGAAGCGUAGUGGUAUAAAUCAGCGUGCGGUUGGUGUGCGAGUCCCGCCAAAUCUCUGUAAAAUUCUCUAUGAAUGGGGCCUGCAGGAGGAACUCGCCACUGCAACACGAUGCCGCAAAUCCGCUUUCCAUUCCAUCGAGACCGGUAAGGUCAUGGGUUAUCUCGAGUGGCAAGAGGACGUUAUCCAAGAAACGGGAGGCGAAUUUCUCUUGAUGCAUUAUGAAGAUCUCUACAAGCUGCUGUAUAGACUAGCCCUAUCACAGGGGGUGGCGGUCCACUUCAACUCCCACAUCACCUCUGUUUCUUUUGACGACGAGAAGGAAUUACCUUCGAUAACGUUGGCAGAUGGCUCCGUUCAAUAUGCUGAUUUGCUUGUUGGAGCGGAUGGUUAUCAUAGUGUCGUGCGGGAGGCUGUCACUGGCGAGCCUGAUCGGGGCACCGACAGUGGAAAUACUUUUUUUUCAAUUGUUAUCCCUGCAGAAAAGAUGAAAGCUGACCCUGAUUGGGGUAAAUGGUUAGAAGCAUCCGAGUGGCCAAUGUGGAUGGGGGAUAAUAGGGUCAUUCUCGCAUAUCCUGUUCGGCAAAAUACGGCCUAUUGCGUUCAUGCCUACUGGCCUGAAACGUGUAUUCGUGGCGGUCCGGAUGAUAACGAAAGCUGGGAUCGAGUUGCUCCCACGAACGCCAUAGAUUUUGGCACCGCCCAUACAAGCAUCAAGCGCCUGUUUAACAUGGUCCCCGAUGCAUUGCGAACAAAGUAUAUUGUAAGGGAAAUAGUCGAAGAUUGGGUGGAUGAGACUGGGUCUAUGGUCCUGAUUGGAGAAGCGGCACAUUCGCUCAUGCCCUGUACGAUCCACAAUCUCAGCCUCGCUGUCGAAGAUGCAGCCGUGUUUGGUGUUUUGAUGUCUCAUCUGCGGUCACGGAAUCAGAUCCCCCAACUUUUGGAGGCAUUCCAAGAUCUGCGGUAUUCAAGAGUCCAACAGGUACAACAAUCAGAACUGAACAACGCAACGCUCGUGUGCCUACCUCCUGGCGAGUUCCGGGACAUGCGAGACGCGGGAAUGGCUCUAUCGUUGAAUCCAUCCACCGAACCAUGGGACGAUGCGAGGCUACGAGAACAAUGGGACGAAAUCGGCGGGGUUUUUGGAUACAAUGCACGGGAGGCAGCUGAAGACUGGUGGAUCAAGUGGGGAUCCCUCGGAGAUGGCACAAGAGGUCAUGCUGCACAUGAAUCCUUUAACCUGGUCUUCGAAGUCACCGAAGUCGCUGUUUCGGAGGAUUAA
This is a messenger RNA of Laccaria bicolor S238N-H82, 1659 nucleotides long. RefSeq lists its product as uncharacterized. Lineage: Eukaryota; Fungi; Basidiomycota; Agaricomycetes; Agaricales; Hydnangiaceae. The transcript is spliced from 12 exons. The record is from RefSeq and is a predicted model, not a curated record. Bases 1 to 1659 code for a protein of 552 amino acids. Gene Ontology annotation, biological process: secondary metabolite biosynthetic process. Gene Ontology annotation, molecular function: FAD binding; monooxygenase activity.